Molecule: messenger RNA, 4212 nt
Organism: Anopheles coluzzii
Lineage: Eukaryota; Metazoa; Arthropoda; Insecta; Diptera; Culicidae
Product: insulin-like growth factor-binding protein complex acid labile subunit
Exons: 1
Coding region: 483-3311 (942 amino acids)
Cellular component (GO): extracellular matrix
Molecular function (GO): protein binding
Source: RefSeq, a predicted model, not a curated record
ACCGAUACCCUUUCAUUCGAGCUGAACCAUAAAGUGAUUUCAAUUAAACCCCCUAGCGCACGUAUUGAUUGAUAGCUCUUUGUGAUGGUAAUUGAGCGAUGGAAUAAUGGUGCAAAGAAUGCGUGCAAACUGAUAGUGAAACGUAGGGAGAGAACAAAAACACAACAAAAACAUGGAAAGUAGCAAUUAUUAAUCAAACAUAUAAACAACACCACUGCGUUCACGGGCGCUUAUCGCGGAGGAAACGUGGAAGCAAUGCUCCUCAUUUGCAUCACAGCGGUCAAAUGGUUAUCUCGAGCGGAACUGGCCUUGGUGCACGCAUUUGAAAUGGGAGAAGAAUAGGGUAGCGAAUAAACAGCUAGGCUCAGUCGAUCCGUAGGUCAGUUCCUGGGCAGGUUGUGCAGCCUGUAGAAGUCAGCUUUUACCAACAAACCUUAAGAUGUAAGUAUAAAGCGUGAAACGUUGUGAAGAAUGGUUCUAAAAUGUAUUUUACUUUUAGGUAUCUCAAGCUUCUCGGUCUGCUUACAUUGUUUGUGGUUGCAAUAGCCAGUGAGUUUCAAGAAGUGACCACACCUACCAGCACCUCCAGCGAGGAAGAAACCAACGCUGGCGUAAUAUUCUCAAACGCCACCACACUUAUCAUCGAAGAUGGCGCGCUGGAAUCGAUCGAUCCGGCACUUUUUGAGUCCUACCCUAACCUUACGCACCUUCAACUGAGUCCCCGUGUACACAGCAUCCAACCCAACGCAUUUGCUUCCCUAAAAGCACUCACCAAUCUCAACCUGGACAACAACCUGUUCGCUACCGUACCGCGAGAAGCACUCUCCGCCCUAAGCACGCUUAAAACCCUUUCAAUCGCCAACAACCUGCUCGAAUCGCUCGAUGAUGGUGAUGUGUUUUUAAGCCUAGCCCGUCUGCAAAGCCUAUCACUCGACAGCAACCUCAUCCACCAGCUACACCCCCAGUCGUUCGCUCGCCUGGCAGAGCUUAAACUACUCAACGUGAGCUGGAAUCGGCUCACAGCAUUCGAAAGCAUAAUCCUGCCCCCGGAAAACCAACUCCAAGUGCUCGAUUUAAGCUACAAUUAUGUGAACCUGCUUAACGUGUCCACCUUCCACCGGUUGCCCGCUCUCAGGGAGCUAUCCCUCGCCGGCAAUCAGUUCGAAUCGCUGCACCCGAACACAUUCGCUACACUGCGCCACCUAAGCCGGCUCGAUUUGAGUGAUAAUUUUUUCCAAUCACUUCCACCGAGGCUUUUCACCUCGAACCGGAAGCUGGCCGAGCUGAAUCUGGCUGCCAACCUGCUCGACACGCUGCCGGGCGACCUGUUCGCUGGGCUGAAGCAUCUUACAGCGCUAAACUUACGCAACAAUCGGCUUACCGAGCUGCCGGCAACCAUCUUCCGCGAGCAGCCACCGUUCGCGCAGCUCGCCCUCGAAGGCAAUCGCAUUGAGCGCUUCCCGUCCGACUGGUUGCAAGCGUCCGCCGACCUGCUGUUGCAAAACAACCGGCUCGCUGGGCUGCGGAAGUUUGCGCCGUCCGCGAACGGGACGGUUGUGCGGCGCCUGUUUCUGUAUGGUAAUGAGAUUGCCACCGUCGAGCAGGAUGUGUUCCGGGCGGUGCCGAAAUUGGAAACACUUUACCUGGAUUAUAAUCGCAUCGACGAGCUGUCGCCGAUGGUGUUCCACACGAACCACGAGCUGCAGCACGUGACCCUUUCGCACAACCGGCUGGCGGUGCUGCGGACGAACACGUUCGCCGGGCUGGCCCGGCUCCACUCGGUCGAUCUGUCGUACAAUCGGCUCGCUGCCAUCGAGGAAUCGGUCUUCCACGGCUCGCCGGUUGAGUAUUUGAAUCUGAACGGCAAUCGGUUGCGGACGCUCGACGAGUGGAGCUUUUCCGGCACGCGCUUGCUGUACCUGUACGUGGACUCGAACGCGAUUGAUGCGGUACAAGUGGGUGGAACAGGAGGGCGACGAGAAGAAGGUGUGCUGGAAGGAUUGGUAGAACUUUCGGUCGCCAGCAAUCGACUCGACCGGUGGCAGGAGCUAUGUGCGAGAAACUUUUCCCGCCUGUCAGCCCUGAACUUGGCGAACAACUCGCUUCCCUCGCUGGAGCAGGCAAGUGGCUGCCUGGGAGAACGGACCAACUUGGAUCCUCUUACGGUUAAUGUUGGCUUGAAUAAGGUUUCGCUGAUUCCGGAGUUUGCUGGACCCGUUCGGUCAUUGGAUCUUAGCGGGAAUAGUGUGGAAGAUCUGGAAGGUGGACAUCGGUUCGAGAGAUAUCAACAAACAGAGGUGCUUCUGCUGCGAAACACAUCAUUAAGAGCGCUCAAUUCGGGAAACUUUGCAUUUCUACCCCAUCUUACGGAGUUAGCCGUUAGCUCCAAAUUUUUAGAGACCAUUGAGGAGGAUACACUACUUGGGCUUAAGCUUCAGAGGCUAGAACUAACUGAUUCUCCGUUAAAAACACUUCCAAGCCAUCUUCUUAAAGCCCAGCGGAAUCUUUCCUAUCUUUCUCUCGCCAACAACGAGCUCACAGUGCUAUUCUCCACCUUCUUCACCGAUUGUGUCCGCCUGGAAGUGAUGGAUCUUUCCGGGAACGCUCUAUCCACUGCAGACAAAGCUUGGUUCGAGCCCCUGGAACACCUUAAGUCAAUCAAUCUCGAAGCAAAUCGAAUUACCCAACUACCGGCCGAUCUUCUCUCCCCGGACACACAUGCGCUCGAGCUGCUUUCCUUCGCCGGAAAUGCGCUGCACACCGUCUCCGAUGCAGCGUUCCUUGCGGACGUCCCAAUUAAGGCGCUUAACCUUUCCAACAAUCGGCUGGAAGAGGUGACGCUUCUUGCCCGCAACGAGUUCAUCACCCAGCUGGACGUGUCGGGUAAUCGGUUGAAGCGGUUGCUGUUACGACCCAACUAUCGCACGCUGGUAGCAAACGCGAACCAAAUCAGCAGCCUCGAGUGGGACCGCCACUAUCACGCCAAGUCCUGCCAGCUGGAGCUGCUCUAUCUGGCGGACAAUCUUCUGGAGCAGCUCGAUCAACGUGUCUUCCAGCUGGCAACGAUGGUCGCGCUGGAUGUGUCCGAGAACCGGCUCGAUGCGUUCCCGUUCGACCAGCUGCAUCGGCUGAAACGGUUGACGGUAUUGAACGUCUCUCGCAACAACAUACGCACCCUGCCGGUGAUGGCCGCUGGGGAAAGGUUUAAGCUCGACUGGUUGGAUUUGUCCGAGAAUCCGCUCGAGCAGGCGGAGCUGGAACACUUCCUUGGGUCGUGCGUUGUGAACGAUCUAGUGGUGAAUGUUGCCUAGUCCGCCAUGGGCCAGGUAGGUGGCCAUUGAAGAGAAGGUGAUAGAGCGGCAGCUAUUUAUAGCGUAAAUGAAGGUGUCUAAAUAAAACCGUGAAACCGUGUACCGCGUAAAUGUCGGCUUGUGAAUGGCUUUUGUUACUCUGCUGAAUGACUUUACUGAAAGGGGGAUUGGAAGUGGGAGGGAGCGAAAGGUGUUGCGAAUGAAUGGCUUUAUUUGUAAAAUGUCAUGUAAAGUUAAUCAACUCGAGCACAUCCACACACGGAGCAGCAGUGUGUAGGAGUGCUAGAACAGCAUGCUCCGCACGAUGACUAGAACGAUUCUAGCCCGUCACGUGGUAAAGGAAUGUGUGUUGCAUGUGUGUGUGUGUGUGUGUGUGUGUGUGUAUACACUAGUGUGGUAAGCUUAUGGCGUUUGGAAAAGUUGGCAACUUCCAUUACUAUCAAUCAUUUCGCCCCGGGCUGGAUGGCACGAAACGGUGUCCCCUUUUAACUGGUGCGACUACAAUAUCACGUGCUGGGGAGGGGUUUUUGGGUGAAACUUUCCGUCGCUAUUAGUGGAACAUGGCACCCAAAUGAGGGUGAAAGUUUAAUUAGUUCUGGACUCGCUGCGCGCGCGUGUAUGUGAGAGCAUUGUCGCUGGUGGGUGUUUCGUAUUGCACGGAAAGUUAUAGUUCCUGCAGCAAUCGGGCGAGCGAGAAAUGGUUGCACCAACGUAUAAAAAAGAUGCUAAAAAAAUGCUGUUUCCACGUUGGUGCGGGAUGUAGAAAAUGGUGGUUUUGAUUCUAUUUCCACAAUAUUCUGCAUAUGGUCCACUUGUGGUCAUUAAUCUCUUUUGUGUGACUGAAAGAGCGUUUUUUAUGAUUUUGGAAUGAACACACUGUACAGCUUUUUAAAUUUAUUAA